This is a messenger RNA of Betta splendens (Siamese fighting fish), 906 nucleotides long. RefSeq lists its product as uncharacterized. The record is from RefSeq and is a predicted model, not a curated record. Lineage: Eukaryota; Metazoa; Chordata; Actinopteri; Anabantiformes; Osphronemidae. The coding region runs from base 415 to 714 and encodes 99 amino acids. The transcript is spliced from 2 exons.
ACUUAAUUUCAAAGACACCGUUACUAUUGGUUGCAGUUGCAACUAGCUAACGAUGCUAAAGCGAUUAAUCCUCUUGGAAAACAUGGAACACAAUUUAUCUUACCAUUUGGUGUUAGGGUAAUGGUGAAAUAUGUCGGUGUGGUGACGUAAUCGGCUUCAAAUUUAUUUGAGGAGCUAACGGGAGCUAGCAUCCGAAUAGCCUGCAAAUCCAGCGGUUAGCUCAAGAUAACAGAAUAAUGACCGUAGAUGAAUAGGACACAAGGAAUCUGUAAACACAGAUUACACGAGACUAAACCGGAUCAACAGGACCAGCUGGCUCCAUCAGGUGAACAUGAUUGAGACAGUCCUGGGCCUAGGCUGAUCCAGGCUAGAUUCCUGUGGUUCCCUUUCCUUUAGGCUGCCAACAUCUCCAGUAUGACGAACUGUGAUCCGCCUGUUAUAGAGGACUCUUCUUCUGGUACUGGUCCUGCUUGUUUCCACCCUCUGGCGGAGAAGGCCAUGUCCGAGUCUUAUCUCCGAAUGCGAUACCAGGACACGUCCCUGCUGAUCUGGCAGCAGCAACAGCAGGACCUGGAGGCAGCUUCCCCCUCCACCUACCUGAACCGCAGCCAGUCAACCUGGUACAGCAGCUACGGAAACCAGGCUGUGCUGAUCCGGGACAAGAGGGGCCUGCAGGACUCUGAGGGUCUAUCCAGGAUCUGCAGAAUCAUGUAGACUGGAGACAGACUGGAUUGAAACUGAUCCGCACACAGGACCUGUGUCAUUCAGACUGAAAUGCAUAUAGUGUUUAUUGGAUUUAGGUUUAAAUCCAAAGCGAAACACUUAAGUCAACUGUCGAACAAAUAUGGAAUUUUAAUUUUAUAUUCAGAUUUAGUUAAAAGCCAUAAAAUUAUUCAGUGGCCUAAA